AAUCUGUUGUCAUUCUCACAUCGCGAGGCAUAAGCAAAGACAAAAAAGUGAGAACGAAGUGCGUUAUUUCAUUUUUAUACAACUUAAUUUAAUUAGAAAUCUAAGCAAAGCAACAAUAUGCGCGAGUGAAAUUGUGCCACUCCAAAAAACCAAAAGGCUCCCGUGCCCGCAUCGUGUAAAUGGCAAAAAACUGACGCGAAAAGUAAAACUGCCAACAACAACAAGCAGCAGAAAACAGAAAGCAUAAGCAAGCAGCACCAACAACAACACCCACAGCAGCAGCAACAACAACGCAAUUGUGAUAGACAAAGAAAUAGAUUAAGGCAAACAGCGAAAGAGAACAGGAGGAAGGGAAAAUCGAAACGAAAACAGCCCGAAUAAUUAAUUUGGAAAAUAUUUCUUUGCUCGAACAUAUUGAUGGACACUGAGACUAAGAAACUCGAGUAAAUGCUUUUACACACUGGCACAUUUGAUACGCAACGAAAAUAGCUUUUAAAGUAAUAAGUAAUAAGCAGGCGGAAGAAGAAGCAUAGCCAUACAAAAUAAAUAAGAAGAACGUGGAAGGCGAGAAGGAAAAUAAAACAACACUGGCGUUAAAAGAGAGGGAGCAGCAGGCGAGCGAAAAUAAAGAGGAAGAGCUAUUAUUUUGCUGUUGUUGUUGCUGUUGCAAAUAAAAACACAAGUCACACAAACACUCAGAUACAGAUACAGCCACAGCUGAUGUAAAAUAAUUUGCAGCGCCUGUGUGUUCGUGCCCGUUUACAAUUGAUUAAAACCAAAACACACGAACACGCCGCGCUCACACUCUCGCAAACAGACAACAAUAACACUUGCACACUGGCCCACCAUUGUGAAAAUUGAUUAAAGAUUAUAAGCUUAACACUCACAAAACAAACACGGGUACAAGGCGAAUAUAAGUACAAGCACACGAACUGAUGAGGGAACACCACAAAAUCUUCUGAAGCACUGCCAAACCAUAAGCGAGACGAGAGGAACAGAAGGCGGAGGAGGCGGAGUGGGCGUGGGAGAGGGAGGAGCGGGAGUAUCCCCUCCAGGUAGCCAAGUCCAGGACACACAGGGAGCACCAACGGAUCCAUGAUGCUGUACGUGUUCCACGUGGACGUCGGCCGCAUGCUGAGCUUUGACAUGAACGUUGCUUUGCAAUCGGUGGAGCACCUAAAGGAAACGAUCCAGAAGUUGCACAACAUCCCGGCCGCCAACAUUGUGCUGUUGGUCAGCGGAGGCGAAAUGCUAACGCACUCAACCCAGGUGUCGUGCUACUCUGCUGGCACAGACACCAAUCCCAUUUACAUGUUCCUCACGGGGGAAGAGCGCCCGGCGCCCACGAUAUCCAACUCAGACGCCGACGCGGAGCUCCGUCGCCAGGUGGAGGAGAGCCAUCGCCUGCCACCGGUCCUGGAGACGGUGCGUCAACGCGCCCAGUUGGCGCAGCACAUGCGGGAGCUGGCCAGGAAGGAGGAGGAUCUGUGCGAGAGACUGGUUCAUGAGCAACACCUCCAGCAGCAGGGUUGGUCGGCGGUUGUGGCCAAUAUGGAGGAUCUGACGAACGAGUUUCGCGAGCGCUUCCACAAUUUCUGCUCCUCCUUUGACCGGCAUCUCCAGAAGCGUGAGAGCUAUUUGGAGCUGUUGCGCAACUUUGCCGAUGAUCUCAAACAGCUGGGCAGGAUUCCCAUACUGCCGGCCCUAAUGUCUCUGGCCGAGGCCGAUUUUCACGGCUUUGACGAACUGUUGGAGAACGACGACGUGUUUGCGGCCCAGCAACAACCGGUGCAGCAGCAGCAAGGUCUCACUGAAUCCUCACAGGCGGACUCUCCCAACAAGAAGCUCAAAAUGGGCGAGGAGGCGGAAACUGACUCUGGCGACCAGCAGGAGCGAGUUUCCCAGACCUCGACCAGCAGUAGUUCGCUGGCCCGUCGCCACAACCUCAACCUGCUGCAGUGGAUCAGCUCCAAAGGUAACCACAGUGCCCUGCAACUCAUGUCAGACGAAUGCAUACAGGGACUGGACAUCUUCAGUGCGGACAUCUACGACAAGCUAAAGGAGGAGGUGAAACAGAUCAUUAAGAUGGCCAACCAGGGCGACGUAAAGGAGAUCAAGGGACUCGGUGACCGUCUCUGCAAGCUGGAGGAGUUUAAGUUCCGGAUUAAGAAAAUGGUGCAGGAGCAAAAAGAGCAGGCCCUCGCCCUGCAGCAGAACGAGGCGCGGGCGCAGAAUCUGCGCGACAACUCCGUCCUGCCGGACCUCUGUCUCUCCCAUCGUUCCCAGCUACAGGUGAUGCUGGAAAAUCACACCAAGAUACGGGAAUACUGCCGCUGCAUAGCCAACUCCAAGGACGAGCUGGGGAGGAAUUUGCACACACGUCUGCGCCGGAUCGUGUGGAUCGAGAAUGGGAUGAGUGAAUUUGACAAUCGGUUGCUGUUUAAUCAUCGCUGCUUGCGGCGUGCCGAGCGUCACAUCAGCAUCAUCGAACAGAUCCACCGAGCUCCGAGCACUUAUGUGGCCGCCGUUGCGGAGGUGGUGCGCAGGAAGAUCCUUUCAGAUGAGUUUCGGCAGUGGGCCACCCGACUCUCUGUGGACUUCGAUCGCAUACACAGCGAGGAGUUGCGCCGAAGGAGGGAGUUCAAUGCCAGUUUCGAAGGUCAUUUUCUGAAUAUUCUCUUUCCUGGCAUGGCUGACAUGCCGCCAGCGUUCGCCAAUGAGCACCCAUUGAGCUUUGACACGCGUCUCCCUCCUCUGAGUCGAUCGGACAUGGAACUGCUCUCCUCUCAGCUGCCGGAACUUGCCGGACAACUGCAACUGCCCGACAUGAAGCCAGUGAUAGACUUCUUCGUCCUCCGGUCGGGCAAAAAUGGGGAGCAGGAGCAGGAGCAGGAUACCCCACUUUUGGCUCCCCGCUUGGCCGAACUGCAGGGGCAGACUGGUACCUCCGAUUGCGAAACGGAUACGGAAACCGAGUUUGAGAAGCUUAGCACCACGACCAGGUGUGUUGCUACUUCAACCUCUGCCACGUUGGUGGAGCAAAUAGCCCGGAGCACUGCCACCGAGGAUCUGCUCAUGCUCAGUGCUGGCACCCUGACGGAAGAGAACGCUGGUAGCAUCCAGAGGAUGCGUAGCGACAUGGAAAACAUGUCCAAGUUGGCCCAAGCCUGCCUGGCCGAAGCUCGCUCUAAUUUGGGCAUCUUUCGCAGUGAUGCCGCCAAUUACCAGGACGAGCUCCAGUCCGAGCUACAUCUCCUGGCGGAUAAGUGCAAUGUGUUGAGGAUGCAGUUCGAGGCACGCGAACAGAAAUCACAAGAGCAGCUGGAGGAGAUGCGCUUGAAACUGCAAUUGGCCGAGCAAGAGAAGCAGACUGCGGUGGCUCAGGCCCGGGAGCAGCUCAUCCACGAGCACAAAACCGAGCUCGAGUCCCUUCGUUGUCGCUUCAAACUGAUGACUUCAAUGGAGCGCUCGCCCUCGGACAGCAGUCUUGAAAAACUAGAGCGGCCGACGAGCAGUGCCAGCGUGGCCAGCGCAAACGCCGGCGUGGAUAUUGACCAGCUACUGGCCCAGCAGCGCCAGGAACUACUGGCCCAAAGGGAACGUGCCAUCAGCGAGGCCGUUGAUUCGGAGCGCUCGCUGUGGCAGUCACGCCUCCUGCCCCUUAACUCUGAAUCUGUGAUGGCCAACGUGGGCAUACUAAAGGACAUGCUGGCCGACAAGGAGCGACAACUGGAUCAGCUGCGAGAGCAGAACAAGAUCCUCACCCAGGAGUCAUACCAGCUGAAGACCCGACUGGAGAUGAUCACCAACGAGGAUGGUAAUAGUUGGCUCAAGGAGAAGAUUGACUACCUGAACAAGGACAAAUGCCGCCUGGAAGAGGAGCUCAGCCAGGAGAAGAGCCGGCGCCAGGAGAUGGAGACCAGUGUGGCAGCCAUGAGAAGACGAAUGCUAACACAUAGCUUUUCCGUCCAUAGCUCUGUCUACGAUCUGAAUGUGGGUGGGCCCAUAACCCGUUCCAAGUCCGGCGUCAGUUCCGGUCACCGAUCGAUUGCCUUGGAGGGAUGUUCUCGAGGUGAUCUCGUUUUCGUGGUUUGGAGCAUGCGUCAUGCGCAAUUUAUGGUCGUCCAGGACUCGCUCACCCUGUACUUUGUCCACGCCGACAGUCUCGCUGGCCUGCAGCUGACGGCUCCGGCUGCACCGACUCCGGCAUUGGAACCCUCGCUGGCAGUUGCGGAACUUAACCAGAUCCCGCUCCCCUACUACGCCAUAGGCCGGGUCAUCGACAAGGAGUAUUGUCAGGCGCGAAAGGAUGACAAUCGUUAUCGCGUCAGCAGGGGCUCCAAGUUCUAUCGCAUCAAGCUGGCCCCGUUGCCCUCUCGGAACGCUUCUCGGCGGGAGCGCCUAGAGUCCAGCUCAUCCGCAGCCGCUGCAUCGCCAAGAGAUGUCAUCGAUGCUCCCACCAGCAACAGCAGCGUCUACCAAAGCUUCAAGCAGCGCACGGUGAGCAUUACGAGCGUGAAUGAGGAGGAUGACGAGUCGGCGUCACUGCUCAGUGAGCGUUGUCGCUACAUAAGCGUCAGCGAGGAGGAUGAGUUGCACGCUGCUGGCGGCUCAGUGUCGGCAAUAACAGCUGCUGUAGCAACAGCCACAUCGACUGUGUCAGCACCAACAACUACAACUACUGCAACAGCGGUAGCGGGACCGACGACAACUGCAGCGACGGCAGCAACUCAAGCACAGUCUGUGAUAACAGAGCAGCCAACGGCAUCAAGCAAACUUAAAUUGGAUCUACUGUUGGCCUCUGCUGAUAUAAUAACACAACCCUUAACACAAUUACCACAUCAACAGCGACAGGAACAAAAACAAAAACAACACGUUGAGGAAACAAGUCCAAAUCAAACAAUCCAACCGGAGAAUCCGGAACAGGAAACCAUCACCAUCUAUGUGCCCCCCAAUCCCCCGGCACCAUCAACUGCAACAAAUACUACAAGUGCUAGCAUCCUGGGCCCCAUUAUUGCGGAGCCGAUUAUCAGCACAGCCGCCAUGCUACCAAUGUCCAUUGGUACGGCGGCCAUAAGCGAGGACUCCGACGAGUACCGAUCCCUGGAGGGCAAGGAUGGCGAUGCCGAUGAUUUUCCCAUUUCCGAGUAGUGUGCGACAAUUAGGAGUAACAUAUAACUACUUAUAUACAUAAAUGGAGUGUGUAUCUAGGCUAAAUCUUUUACUCUAUUUAGGAACCACAGCAUACAAACAAAAAUACCCCCUAAAAAUAAGCCACAGGGCCGACACCGACACAACACAGCAAACACCAACAAACCAACCACAACAACAGCAACGUGAAAGUUAUAUACUUAACUAAUUUAAAGUUUACCAAGUGCAGAAUAUAUAUUGAAAAAAACGGAAAACAAUUGUUCUAAUGUAGUCUACGUCUACAUAAUGAUAUAAUCUUAUCCAAUUUGAAUUCGGGCCUUACCCGUACAAACACAAUCACACCGAGACACAAACACAAGCUAGGAUUUUCAAAUUUUUAUUUAAAAUAAAAAUAAUGUACUUUAACAAAUUUAUCAUAUAAUCAAAAUAUAUACAUUGGUAGUUUUCGGUUUAAAUUUAUA
This is a messenger RNA of Drosophila takahashii, 5612 nucleotides long. RefSeq names its product autophagy-related 17 (gene Atg17). Gene Ontology annotation, cellular component: phagophore assembly site membrane; Atg1/ULK1 kinase complex. Gene Ontology annotation, biological process: autophagy of mitochondrion; piecemeal microautophagy of the nucleus; reticulophagy. Lineage: Eukaryota; Metazoa; Arthropoda; Insecta; Diptera; Drosophilidae. The record is from RefSeq and is a predicted model, not a curated record. Gene Ontology annotation, molecular function: molecular adaptor activity; protein kinase binding.